AUGUCCACCUCCAGCGCCUCCGCGGCCAUAAUACUGGUGCUAGAAGCACUGCUCGUAUCGAUAGUCCUGCGGUGUUUCUACAACCUCUUCUUGCACCCGCUGCGCAAAUUCCCCGGCCCCCUUGCCCAUCGCGCUUCUGUCGUCCCCACUGCGAUCAAGGUAGCCCGCGGCAGAUGGACCACCAACCUCUUGCGGAUGACCGAUAAGUUCGGCCCCGUGGUCCGCGUCUCGCCGAAUGAGUUGAUCUUUACGGACCCGGCUGCAUGGAAGGAUGUCUACGGCCACCAAAACGGCGCCGUGGUCAAGGGCGAGGAGUUCCCCAAAGCUGCGUACUUCUACCGCAACCGCGGCGUCCCGCCUUCGAUCAUAUCCGAGACUCGGGAGAACCACGCCCUCCUCAGGCGUCAGAUGAGCCCGGGUUUCAGCGACCGGAGUCUUCGGGAGCAGGAGACGAUUGUCAAGGGGUAUGUUGACCUUCUGAUCAAGCAGCUCCGGGACCGAUGCGUUCCAACCCAGAGCGGUGAGGACGAGGGUAAGGCGGAGGGGAGGCCACCUCAUUUACCGUGCAAGACUGCCUUUGACAUGCGCCACUGGUUCAACUACGUGACGUAUGACAUUAUCGGGGAUUUAGCCUUCGGGGAGAGUUUCAGCUGCCUGGAACAGGGUCGAGCCGUCGACCGCGUAAGCAGUAUCGAGAAGGGACUCCAGGCACAGGCCAUGACCAAUGCGCUGAAGCAGCUGGGCCUGGAGGGACUCGUCAAGUGGCUGGUUAAGAGCAGGACGAAGUUCCGGCGAGAGAACGACGCCCUGACGAUGGCGGUGCUGAAAAGACGGAUGGCAUUGAAGCAUGAGCGUCCCGACCUGAUCGGAGGUCUGUUGAAGAAGCAGGACGACUGGGAGAUACCGAUGAGGACGCUGAUGAUCAAUGCCAUGAUACUAAUCAUAGCAGGCUCCGAUACAUCGGCAACUUUGCUUUCGGGACUUAUAUACCUUCUUCUAAAGAACCCCGGGUGCUUACUGAAAAUCACUCACGAGGUCCGGUCUGCUUUCAAGUCAGAGGAUGAGAUAAGCUUCUCGUCCGUCCAGAGCCUUCCUUACAUGCUCGCCUGUAUAAAAGAGACCUUCCGACGCUAUCCACCCGUACCGGGCUCCAUGCCCCGUGUGGUUCCAAAGGGCGGCGCGAAUGUCGCCGGCCAUUUCGUGCCGGAAGGGACCAUCGUGAGCGUUGCUCAGUUGCCGAUUCUUGCGUACGCUGAGGUGAAACUGAUUCUGGCUCGGGUUCUUUAUAAUUUUGAUAUGGAGUUGGUGGACCCUGGUGAGGACUGGAUGGACCAGAAAGCCUUUUUAAUGUGGACAAAGCCGCCACUAAACAUUUACCUGACGCCUGCAAGGUAA
Diaporthe citri is the source of this 1395-nucleotide messenger RNA. RefSeq lists its product as uncharacterized. Lineage: Eukaryota; Fungi; Ascomycota; Sordariomycetes; Diaporthales; Diaporthaceae. Gene Ontology annotation, molecular function: iron ion binding; oxidoreductase activity, acting on paired donors, with incorporation or reduction of molecular oxygen; heme binding. The coding region runs from base 1 to 1395 and encodes 464 amino acids. The transcript is spliced from 6 exons. The record is from RefSeq and is a predicted model, not a curated record.